CACACACUCCCUUAUUUCUCUCUCACACACUCUCUUUCGCGUUUCGAUGGGACCCUUCAGUUUCUGCACACACCAUCGUACCUUUUAAAAUCUUCACGAAUCAGAAAAAUCUCCUCACACACCACACCACUCCCUCUCCCAAAAGAUCUUUCUUCUCUUUUUCUCUCUCUAUCCUCAUGGCUGAGAAUUUGGACGACGGCGAGUUCUGGCUGCCGCCGCAGUUCCUCGCCGACGACGACGUCGUCGUAUUUCCGACACCCUUUGAAGCAAAGUUUCCGCCUUUGUCCGACGACGCCGUUUUGUUCCCGUACGGUUCUCCCGUUGAUUCCACCGUUGGUGGCUCCAGCGAGACCGAGAGCGACGAGGAAGAGCAACUCGUUGCCGAGUUAACUCGCCACUUAACUCGCUCCUCUCUUCAACCUGACACCGAGUCUGUGGGUCGGUUUGUGUCUGGUUCUCCUCAAUCCACGCUUUGCGCGUUUGGAAGUGGGUGUAGUUGCGGCAAAGGGUCGAGCCAGGGUAGCCCAGAUGGUGUUUGCAAGUUGUCCUCUGCGAAGACCACUUGGGAUCUGCUGCAUGCGGCUGCAGGGGAAGUUGAGAGGAUGAGGUUGAAGCAAGAAGGUUAUGCUCUCAACCAUCACAAUGGAAACUUUGUUCCCCAAAGAAAACCCUCUCCAGUCACCACUUUACCCUCCAAAAACACCACCGCAAAUCCAAACCCUGAUGUGGGUGGUUUCUACACCCAACAACAAUCACUCUCUCACCAGCAAUUGCAGAUAGCACAAUUUCAGUUGUUGAGGCAGCAACAGCUGGCAAAGCAGCAGAACUCGGUCUGGAAUGUGCAGAAGCAAUGUGAUGGGGUUUACUCUCAGAGGCAGCAACAAAGCAACCAAAUGGUUCCCAAUAGAGGGAGGAACAUUGAUGUUAAUGGAAGAAACAUUAGACCUUUGGGUUUGUCUGCAUCUGCAUGGCCUACUCUGCAGCACGCGAAGCAGCAGAACCAGCAAUAUGGCUCUGGCAUGAGAGCUGUGUUUCUCGGAAACCCUUCUGGGAGAAGGGAAUGUGCUGGCACUGGCGUAUUCCUUCCUCGGCGAGUUGAUAUCCCAGAGUCACGAAAGAAGCCAGCGUGUUCAACAGUGCUGGUUCCAACUAGAGUGGCGCAGGCCCUAAAUCUGAAUCUCGAUGAUAUGAUAGUUGGUCAGCCGCAACACUUGCAACGAUUUAAUGCUUGUCCCAACAUUGAAAAUGGUGCAGCUGUUUCCAGGCUGAGGGGUAAUUAUGUCCUUUCUCAACAGAAGCGCAACCUCAACAAGCCUCAGCCAGCAGGGUACCAUGAGAUUAGGUUGCCACAGGAGUGGACAUAUUGAUAAUGAUUAUUAAUCUUUUGCUUGUUAGGGUGGGGAAUAGGGUUUUUUAUAAUCUUUUUUUGGGGGUGGGGGUGAUUUAGGAAAAUGGUAGGGGUUGAAGGGUAGAAAUGAAGAUGUAGUUGUCUUCUACAGGAGGAAUAGUUUUAUAGAAGAAGAAAUAGGUUUAUGCUGGCAAUUGGGGGGAAAAGGAAGUUAAAUGAAAAAGGAAAAAGCUUUGUUGGGAGAACAGAAGAUGGUUUUAUUUUUUUGUUUUGGCUUGGUUGGUUACAGUUGUAGAGGGUUAAAAAUAAUAUUAGGAGCCUCUGGAAGAAAAAAGCUAACAAUGCUUCAGCAGAGCUGAAAUAUUGCAGUGAUAUCAGUUACUUUUGUCCUUUUUGAUGGGGUUCGAAAGUCACAACAAGGGAAAGACAAAAACGGUGGAAGGGCAAAUUUUUACCCUUUUUUUAUUUGGUGCUUUAGGGUAAAAUAAGCAAAGCAAUUUGGAAGGGGCUGGAUCAUAUUUGCUGGGAUUACGGCUCCUUCCAAUGGUUGAAUCACAUGGAAUCAUUUUGGGGGAAUACUUGUCAGUAGUAAACAUCUGAUUCCAACCUUGUCCACCCGCAUCACACUUUACUAUAAUAAAUAAUAAUGCAUGGAAUUUUCACUAUCUCC
Messenger RNA from Glycine soja, 2018 nucleotides. RefSeq lists its product as uncharacterized. Bases 177 to 1367 code for a protein of 396 amino acids. NCBI's taxonomy places the organism in Eukaryota, Viridiplantae, Streptophyta, Magnoliopsida, Fabales, Fabaceae. The record is from RefSeq and is a predicted model, not a curated record. The transcript has 5 exons.